Lachancea sp. 'fantastica' is the source of this 1086-nucleotide messenger RNA. Lineage: Eukaryota; Fungi; Ascomycota; Saccharomycetes; Saccharomycetales; Saccharomycetaceae. The record is from the annotation of a GenBank genome assembly.
AUGAGUACUCUGGCUACUCGUCCCAUCACCCACUCGCUACACUACAGUCAAGAGGUUUUGAACCGUGUUUCAUUUUUGAGGAAAGACCCACAGUUCAUUGAAGAGGCUUUAACUCAUGCAGAAACUGUAUUUAUUCCAUUCGAGGACUACAUGCCGUUCAUUAACGAACGGGAUGGCGUCAUGGUGCGUUUGCACCGCAAGGAACUUGACGAGGUUGUAGCACAGCAAAAUCUCACACGCAAUUUGGUGUUUUUGGGGUUAUCGUUGUCAGCCAAAUCCAACUUUGUUUAUAGUGCCAGAUACCGUGGUACUCCUACUUUUGCACUCAAUGUGUCGAGCUAUAAUUCAAACACCCCACAGCUGCGGGACUUGCUGAACAAUUACCGAAAACUUGAGUCUUUCAAAGAUCUGAACCGCCUCACGUUGGAAGAAUCGAGUAUUGUUUCUCAGGCCAGAAUGUACUUGCAAUGGCUUGACACCCACAAAUUCUGCUCGAUUUGCGGUUCCAAGACUCUAGCCGUGGAUGCUGGUACGAGACUACACUGUGCAAACACCGAAUGCGUAUCCAAUCACCGUGUAUCCAACGUUUGCUUUCCCAGAACCGAUCCCGUUGUCAUCAGCGCCAUCACAAACCGCGAUAACACCAAAGUACUGCUGUGCAGAUCUGGGGCUCCCAGAAACAAGGAGCGUAAACUCUACAGCUGUGUGAGCGGCUUUGUAGACCCUAGCGAGACCCUUGAGGUUGCCGUUGCCCGCGAAAUUUGGGAAGAGACCGGUCUCAACACCGACAAAGUGCAGAUACUGAUGAGUCAGCCUUGGCCAUUUCCUAACAACCUCAUGAUCGGUUGUGUGGCCGUCGCAGACGAAACCCAGACUCCAGAUCUGACACACGACCGCGAACUGGACGAGGUGCGCUGGGUUCCUUGUUCCGUGCUGGAAUCCAUUCUCAAACAAGAAGAAUCUGCUACGGGGUUCAUUCAGGACGAAAGUACGGGGCUGAACCUACCCAACAACAAGUCUGUCGCUUACAUGCUGAUGAACUACAUUGUUGGUCAGAGCAAAGCCACAAGUGCUGUGUCCAACUAA